AUGAAGCCCGCCGGUUCUGCCCAAUGUGAGGUCAUCAUUGAUGAUGCUCGUUUGGAGGAUGUCUCUCUUCAUCCAUUCCUAGUCUCUACCUCUCGAGGCUUUUUACCCUUGAGAAACCCGCUGGUUACCCUGCCGAAGGAGUUCAAUGCCUUAGAAUCACUGUUGCAGCGUAUGCCAAUAAAGACUGCCUCGGGCGAACCGGGCCUCCUAGCAGAUGGCAAGCUUGGUGAUGUGGUUGAUAAGGAGUUACCUGAUCUCACUGCUCAAGUAGAUCUAUACAGGGAUAAUCUUCAUGUAAUAACCGCCUUGUAUCGAGAUUACUCCUUUCUCGCUGAGGGCUACCUCCUAGAGCCAUGCCAUAAACGUUUUAUGGAAAGUAGUGAAUACGGGAUUGGGCGGCCCUUUUUGCCCAAACAGAUCUCGCGGCCAUUUAAACGAAGAGCUGGCUUUAAGCCGUAUCUCGAGUUCAGCUCAUACGUACUGCUCAAUUACCGCUUAGAGAACCCCGCAGCCGGCCUUGAGUUCUCCAACCUGCGCCUCAUCCGAGCUUUUGAGCAUGGCCUUGACCCGGCAUCAUCUGAAUCGGGAUUUAUCCUGGUGCAUCUCACUAUGGUGAAACACUCAGGGCCCCUUGUCCAAGGCGUCCUGAAGGCGUUUGAAGCUGCAUCACAUGGAGCCACUUGCGGCGGUACCAUCGAACAGAGGAAGCUGCUCAAUGAAGGCCUCUCAACACUUGUUGAUGCCUUGGCAAAGUUGAACUCCCUUAUGAAGAUAAUAUACCAGAAAUCAAAACCAGCAGAGUAUAACAAUUUUAGGACCUUCAUGUUUGGAAUCACUUCUAAUUCCAUGUUUCCCGACGGGGUCGUAUAUGAGGGCUGCAAUGACAACAAGCCCAUGUUCUUCCGUGGAGAGACCGGCGCUAACGAUGCAAUGGUGCCACUCAUGGACUACUUCCUUCAGAUUCCCAUGCCUGAUACGCCUCUUACAGUGAUCCUUGAUGAGUUCUCAGAAUACCGUUCUGACAAACAUAAAGAUUUUCUCAAUUUCGUGAAACAACGUGGACGAGAAUUGGAUAUCAAAGGAUUUGCCCUCAAUGGAGUCGGUACUGCCGGAUCUGAGGAUGUUAGAGACGCUCUCCGUGAAUCUAGGGGCUUGUGGCUCCAGAUCCUUGACCAGGUGCGUGAGUUCCGUUGGCGCCACUGGAACUUGGUCAAGGAGUAUAUCCUUAAACGAUCCGACCAUCCUACCGCAACAGGAGGCAGCCCAAUUGUAACGUGGCUGCCAAACCAACUGGAAGCAGUCCUUGACUGCAUGAUCCAGGUGUACGCGGCAGCGUUGGAAGCCGACAAUAGAGGCCUUGGGAGAACUUGUGACAGCAUCAUGGAGGUUGCUUUGAGACAAAAAGAAACACUGAAAAAAGAAGUCGAGAAAUACUGUGCCGAGCGUGGCUGA
Trichophyton benhamiae CBS 112371 is the source of this 1452-nucleotide messenger RNA. RefSeq lists its product as uncharacterized. The record is from RefSeq and is a predicted model, not a curated record. Lineage: Eukaryota; Fungi; Ascomycota; Eurotiomycetes; Onygenales; Arthrodermataceae. The transcript is spliced from 2 exons. Bases 1 to 1452 code for a protein of 483 amino acids. Gene Ontology annotation, molecular function: heme binding; metal ion binding.